AUGGCCAGCAUCAACGCUCGCGGUCCCGGGGUGCCCCGUCCCCAUUCGUACCUACCCCAUCGCAAGUCGCGCUCCUAUGCAUCACCCGCCGAAGGACCCACCAGCCUGCGAGCCAACGGAUCCGCCGUCGAACCAGCCGCCAUCCGCCAACGACCAGCACCAGCAGCGACAUCUGCGCCGACCAGCACCAACCGCGACAGUGAUGCAAACCAGCGCCAACCGCGACAGAUGCGCCAGCAGCACCUGCACGACAGCCGCUGUGGGGGAGGAGCGGGACGGGGGAAGGGUGUGGCGGGAACGCCAGCAGUGACAACGCCAGCGACACCCGCGACCGCCAGUAACAGCACCAGAAGCACUCCGCCGCACCUCCUCUUCCCCGCCGCCCCACCUGCUAUCUGCCGCCCCAACCUCCCCCGUUGCCUUCCCCUCUGCGACUACGACUGUGGGGGGGGGAGGUGGUGUGGAAAUGGUGGCCGCCGUGAGCCAAUGCAGCACCACCCUCUGCCCUGUCUCUCCCCUCCCGCGGCUGCUGCUGUGGGGGGGGGGGGAGUGGCGGGGACCAGGGAGGUGGGGAGACUAGCUGCCCGUGUUCAGGACAUUGCAGGGACUACUGUGGGUGGGGCAGGGGUGUGGAGGAAAGAAGGGGGGAGGGGGUGCGGUUCCAGGGGGCGGCUAAAAUAG
Messenger RNA from Closterium sp. Naga37s-1, 681 nucleotides. NCBI's taxonomy places the organism in Eukaryota, Viridiplantae, Streptophyta, Zygnematophyceae, Desmidiales, Closteriaceae. The record is from the annotation of a GenBank genome assembly.